Scheffersomyces coipomensis is the source of this 2364-nucleotide messenger RNA. RefSeq lists its product as uncharacterized. Gene Ontology annotation, molecular function: protein binding. The transcript has a single exon. The record is from RefSeq and is a predicted model, not a curated record. The coding region runs from base 174 to 2228 and encodes 684 amino acids. NCBI's taxonomy places the organism in Eukaryota, Fungi, Ascomycota, Pichiomycetes, Serinales, Debaryomycetaceae.
AUUAGAUGGAGUUUUUGUUACUAAGAACAGAAUCUAAGCUUACAAUUCAUAUAGACUAAUAUCAAUACCAACAAUUACUAACCAUAUUGUCAUAUAUGUUAUAGAACUGUUAUAUAUAAUCGACCAUAAUACCAAAAUUAUUGGGUCAGCAGUACAGUUUUUUAAAUUGCAAUAUGUUGAAAUCAAAACCUCAGAGUUUGCAUCUUUAUGAUAUGCAAGGUUCUUUGCCUUCGUAUAACAUCAAAGCAACUAUAGUUCCUUGUAAGGGGACAGGUGUGGUGUUCUUAUAUGGUGGGUUUGAUGAUCUGGAUCAAUUGGAUGGAAAUGUGUAUCUUUUAAAUGUCAAAACUAAGACUUGGGAAGUUGACGAUAAACAUGAAGGAAUCUAUAGAGAUGGUCAUCUGGCGGUUUAUAUAGGUAACGGUAACGUUUUAAUAUUCGGAGGAGUUCCAUAUGAUGAAGAAUUUGCUGAUACUAUCUCAAAUAGAAGACAUCAUUCACCAACAUUCAAUAAAAAUAGUAUCAUGAUGAUCUACAAUAUAUUCAAUAAAAAGUGGAUUGGUCCCCCACAAUUCGCGUUAUCUAAUGCACCCACAGCUAGAUCCAGACAUGCAUCCUGCCUUUCAGCUGAUGGAUCAAAGAUAUAUAUCAGUGGAGGAUUGGCUAAAUCAUCCAGUGGUGAUGUUCCUUUAGAUGAUUUGUAUUGUUAUGAUUUAACAAAUGGUACUUGGGAUGGCCCUAUUCGCUUUGUGUCGAGAUUCGAUCACUAUAUUAAAAUUCAUGGAGAUAAGUUAUAUUCAUUUGGAGGUUUAGAUAGAGAUAUGAAUCAUGUUAAGAACACUGUAUCGUUCUAUUCGUUUAAAACUAGAAUAGUGGGAGAUUUUACUAUCCAUUCAACUUUUGAUCCAUAUUCACCAUUUUCUGAACAAACCCAUUUUCCAGAUGAGGAGAGAUUGUUUUUAGAUUCAGGGAUAAAUUCAUCGCUAACAUUAAAACUAUUUCUCCCACCUUGGAAUUCAAAUAUACCAGGAUUACAUAUUGAAGACUUCAGUGUUGAUGACUUUGAAACUUUCAAAGUAUUUGAUAUUGAGAAUUUUAAAGCAUAUUUCAAUAUGAAGUUUAUAAACAUUAUGAGUUAUUCUUGGAAGAUGGGAUUUGUUAAUGCCGAUGAAGGUUGUUUAUACCUUUUCGGAAAUCAUUUCAGAGAUCAGCAAACGAUAGUAGAGCUUCCUGAUAUUUUGGAUCUAAAAUUAACCACAUUAUUAAAAAUCAAUUUAUCAUCACUUGGAAUACCUCUGUUAAAUCAAAAGGUUACAUCCUCAUCUAUCAAAAACACUCAAUUAUCAUCAGACUUUACAAGAAUCUUACUAGAAGAAGAAUUCACUGAUUUUGAAAUAUAUGCCUUCAAGAAUGAAAACGACAGGACGGAUGAUGAAACAAUGAAGUACUAUGACAGUCAUGAUAUAGACAAUUUAGAAAGACUGGGGGAAUUAGAAGUCAUAAAGGUACAUAAAGCUGUCUUGAUUGCUCGUUGGCCUCAUUUUCAAAGAAUGAUAUCAAGCGGUAUGAAUGAACAAGUUCGUAAUAAAUUGCUUAUACCAGAACCUUAUAAUUGGAUCAAGGGAUUAAUAUACUAUUUGUAUUCAGGUUCAAUCGAAUUUGGAAAUUAUAUAGACUCCAAUUAUACCAUUCUUGAUUAUAUGGGUCUUUUGAUUUUAUCAAAUCUAUAUAAUUUACCUGAAUUGAGAGAGUUAUCUUUAUUUCAUAUGUAUAGAGGAUUUGAAGAUCUUCAGCUCAAUUUUGCACGGGAUAAUGAGAAUGAUAGUACUAUUCAAGUAUUGCUUAAGCUUUGGAAACAGAUAUCAUAUGAAAGUUUGGAACCUAUAUUUUUAAUGAAAGUUAUUGAAUUGAUUAAAUCUAAUUGGAGUACAAUCACUAGGUCAUCGUCAUUUUUAGGAUUAAGUAAGCCAGAUAUCAUUAAACUUUGUCAAGACUCAAGUGAUGAAGUCAUAUCAAAAUCAGAUAGCAAUUUAGCAACUCCUGAAUCAAGUCAUGAAUCCUUAGAACAUGAUGGAUUCAGUGAUGAACUUCAAACCCCAGCAAGGGUGGGAAAUUCCCCAUUUGUAAUUGAUUCAGUAGCGUUGAAUCAUCGACAGAGUGAUUCAUUUUCAAGUCUUCAACAUUUAACCGGGGUGUUGAAUGAUAAUAUUCAGACACGAGACAUUUAAUGAAAUUAAUAAAUUAAAAAAACAAUUGAUCUAUUAUUGUUGUACGUAUUAUUAUAAAUAUAUAUAAAUAUAUAAACAUCUCUCGGAGUAAUAUGCCUUAUGUACUUUUGCUCUCCACUCAGCUAUCAUCUUUAUC